AUGGGGAAGAGGAUACACGGAGGAGGAGGCCAGGCGAAGCGGUUCAAAAGCGGCGUGCUGAUCGAGCCAGGCCAAGUUGGCAUCUACGCCUCGUGCAACAGGCACAAAGAGGGAGCUGCGGCCAAAGAGCUGAAGCAGCUGCUCAACGAUAGAUGGAAGGAGUAUUUCCCGGUGGAGCAGGAGACUGACGAGGAGAAUGAGAAGGAGGAAGAGUCUGUGGAAGACGCAAUCAAGCGCGAAAUUGAUGAGAUGAACAAGCAGAACCAGGACGCGAAAAACAAGGAGAUCGUCAAGGAGAUGAGCAUCAACUGUGACUCGUUGAUCUUCAUCAAGACCAGAAGGCCAAUUGUGCCCUCUAAAUUCGUGACGCAAGUUUGCAGCGAGCUGUUUGACUCGAAGGCGAAGAACACGCGGUUUUUGCAGAAAUUGACGCCGAUCGAUGUCUCGUGCAACGCAACAGAGACGGAGUUUCGCAAGCUGGCCGAAAAAGCGUUUCAGGGCCAUUUUGACAACGACGAGUCGUACUCUUUGAACCUGAUCAAGCGAAAUUUCAGCAUCAUUGACAGAGACACGUUCACCUCGGUUGUGGCCGAGCUUCUGCCCGGCCAUCGCCUCAACUACCGCACACCAGACAGAUUGAUCAACAUUUUCUGCUUCAAAAAUAACAUCGGCAUGAGCGUGGUGAACUUCAAGGACUACGACAGACUGUGCAAAUUCAACCUGCAGCAGAUCUUUGACCGAGUAAACGGACUGGACGGCAGAGAAGCAAACGAGGGGGCAGAGCGCGAGGCAGGAGCCGAAUGA
Molecule: messenger RNA, 804 nt
Organism: Ogataea haglerorum
Lineage: Eukaryota; Fungi; Ascomycota; Pichiomycetes; Pichiales; Pichiaceae
Exons: 1
Coding region: 1-804 (267 amino acids)
Biological process (GO): tRNA modification
Molecular function (GO): RNA binding
Source: RefSeq, a predicted model, not a curated record